Zychaea mexicana is the source of this 330-nucleotide messenger RNA. RefSeq lists its product as uncharacterized. Bases 1 to 330 code for a protein of 109 amino acids. The transcript has 6 exons. Lineage: Eukaryota; Fungi; Mucoromycota; Mucoromycetes; Mucorales; Lichtheimiaceae. The record is from RefSeq and is a predicted model, not a curated record.
AUGUCCUUCUCUAAUACAAAUGCACCUCACUUGGCAACCCUUAGAAACGCCCUUAACCAAGACUUUACAGACUUGGAGGAAAUCCAAGUUCUAGAGCUUCUGGCAAGCUAUCUCCAACGAAAGGAGACCACUGUUGUUCGUGGCAACAGGGCCAGAGCACCCAGUAUUAUUGGAGGCACCUGGGUGGCAUUUCACCGUAACGAUGAUAAGAACGUGGCCAAGGGGAUUCUAGGCGUACUUCGUCUCCUUCAUCUUGCAGCAAAAACGACACCAUUAGUCUUUGCUUUCCCCAAGGCAUUUAACAGCCGUGCCUUUAGCAAGAUGACCUAA